Molecule: messenger RNA, 883 nt
Organism: Acanthopagrus latus (yellowfin seabream)
Lineage: Eukaryota; Metazoa; Chordata; Actinopteri; Spariformes; Sparidae
Exons: 5
Coding region: 5-751 (248 amino acids)
Biological process (GO): response to bacterium
Source: RefSeq, a predicted model, not a curated record
UUUGAUGAACAGGAUAAGGAACUUAAGACACACCCCGCCUCUUUGCCUUAAAAGCACCCUGACUGGAGCACAGUUCAGUUGCGGACAUUGCAGGGUAACAGCAACACGCGCCAUGAAGAACUUCACUUUGAUAGCAGCUUUGAGUCUCUGCAGCAUUAGCUGGAUCUCUGCCUCAGUCUCUCAGUAUCAAACUGUGGAGGCUCAGCGUGGUGAAGAAGUCACACUGCAGUGCAACAACAUUUCAAAAUAUGAUACUCAAACAUUCUGGUCCAGACUGGUCAACAGAACCAAGAUCAGCUGCGUUGUCGUUAAGUUGAAGUAUGCAAGCAACGUUACAGCCUGUGAUGGAUAUGAACAAAAGAAAUUUGAAGUGAAAUCCGACAUCUCCACUGUCUUUCUCAACAUCAAGAAAGUGGAUUCAUCUGACUCUGGACUGUAUUACUGUGGAAUUUUUGUAAACGGCAUUCCAGUUUUGACUCCUAUACGUUUAAAAGUUAAUGUCGACUCUGAUGGAAUAGCAAUGCUGACAAGUGUGAUCCUGGGUGCUCUGACUGUUGUCCUUAUACUGGUCGUCGUUGGUCUGGUUUUGAAAGUCAGGAAACUUCAGACAGCUGUUGAGGAAGACCAGAAUCCAGAAAAAAGAGAGAAUGGGGGCCGUGAUGAUGAUGUGAACUACGCAGCUGUGACAAUUCGACCGAAAGCAAAAAGAAGAGAGCAGGAGCCAAAUAUUAUCUAUGCUUCAACCAGAUAGACUCAGGAGGCAACUGGAGCUGACGCUCUAUUAUAUGAAAAUGUGUUGAGCUUUUGUAUGCCAUGUUGGUGACAGCAGUUACCAUUCUAGCCAAACUCUUUUCUUACGCAAUAAAGAUGAUGUGUUCAUCCA